Molecule: messenger RNA, 1884 nt
Organism: Nakaseomyces glabratus
Lineage: Eukaryota; Fungi; Ascomycota; Saccharomycetes; Saccharomycetales; Saccharomycetaceae
Product: alpha-mannosyltransferase
Biological process (GO): protein O-linked glycosylation
Cellular component (GO): Golgi apparatus
Molecular function (GO): alpha-1,3-mannosyltransferase activity
Source: RefSeq, a predicted model, not a curated record
AUGUUAUCCAAACUAUCAAUGAUACAGGGCAGGUUACCUGUUAGUCGGAGACCAAUAGUUUUAGUUUUGACACUUCUUGGAGCUAUAUUUCUGUUGACACAGUUUAACAAGGAUGAUGAAAUAGUCUUACAGCCAGAACAAUUGGGCCUUGGCAAAUAUAAAGGAGCGAGGAAGGCUUUACCAAACUCAGUGUAUAAGAAGACUGCUACUAUAUUAAAGAGGAAUAGAGGAAAUGAUCAGAAUACGAAAUCUCAGUAUGAAAUAGAUUGGGAAGAAGGAAGAAUUUCACGAGUUGAGAUGUGCAGGACCAUGAUUCAUGAAAUCUAUAAUAUUGGCAUAAAUAAUAAGCCCCAUGUGCUGUCCUCACCCAUGAAGAAUUUUGCUAGUGUAGCGGCCAUGGCAGAAUCCAUAAGACUGUACAAUUUUUGUUUUAUUGAUGGAAAUAUCAAUAGUUUUGAACUUUAUGGUCAAGAAAACAAUGCAGGUGCUACUGUUCUAUUGAAUGACUUCUUUCCUUUUUUGAAGGCGCAUACGGAUGGUGAGCAUAUGUGGCCAGAAGUUACACAUUUGAAUAAGGAUAAAAUAAUACUGCCAAACUUUGAUCUGGAAGCAGUAGAUACUUUUAACGCAAAUUUUUGGAUUAACUGGAAGAAGCAUGCACGAGGAAGAGGUAUAGUUGUUACAUUCAAGGAGGAGGAAGCAAAUAUGAUGAUGAAAUUAAUUGCUGUGUUAGGCCAUCUAAAAAAUAGAUUACCUAUUCAGAUCGUGAUUCAAGGUAAUAAAUUUGGUAGCAGAACAAUUGAGAUGUUGAAGGAAAAGGCGAUUGAAAAGAAACAGCAGAUAUACAUUGUAGAUGCCACAAAGCUGCUGAUGGAGAAAUAUGCAGAAGUUCAUAUACAGGGCUAUACCAACAAAUGGAUUGCUUCUAUAUUUAAUACUUUUGAAGAGUUCAUUCUUCUGGAUGUUGACACUGUACCGUUCAUAAAUCCCAAGAAGUUUUUUGAAAAGAAAGGAUACAGGACAACAGGAUUUUAUAUGUAUCAGGAUAGAAACUUGGUGAAUGAGAAACUUGGCAGAAAGUGUGUCGACAUAAUAUCUGGGGCACAACUUUCUGGAUAUGAGGCUCGUGUCCUGAACACAGGCUUUUUGUACAGCCCUUAUUUUGCAAGGGAGGAUGAUUACACCACUGCUUCUGCUCGCGCGUAUUACAAACUGUUCAAUAACUGGACAUUACACCAAGCUGAAAGUGUUCUAGUGGUGAUAAACAAGAAGCAGAAGCUAGGUGGGUUGUUGAUGUCAUUUAUGUUAAACACGCAGAUAGCUCUGAAGCAAUGCUUUUUGGGUGACAAGGAAUUCUUCUGGAUAGGUCAGUUGAUGAACAACAGUCCUUACUAUAUAGAUGAAAGACCGGCUACUAUCGUCGGACCUUUGUCCUCACCUACUGAUGAGCAAAGCAAUUACUACAAGAUUUGCUCCGCACAACUGGGCCAUCUUGGGGAAGACGGUAAACUCGAUUGGGUUAACGGAGGCAUGCAGGUCUGCAAGUUCAAAAACGCAGCUAUGAAGGACUUUACCGACGACCCCGAGUUUUUCAAAUCUAGACAUAAGGACGCGGCGGUUCUUCAGAAUUUUUACGACUCGACUGUGACGCUCGACGGUUACAUGACAGCGGAUCCGCCAAGUUGCCAAUGGAUGAACAUCAGGGAGUGCCAGAAGUACAUGUACUGCAUUAUCUGCGACAAGAAGCCCAGCCUGGGGACAGCCGCGCCCGGAGACAUGACCCCCUCAGUGCAGUUUACUGAUAAGUACCACGCGCAAGUUAACGACAUCGCCCGCAUAUGGUCCGAAGAGUCCACAAGCGACACAAACGCUUUCGGUGUCUAG